Messenger RNA from Austrofundulus limnaeus, 2522 nucleotides. Its product is annotated as gastrula zinc finger protein XlCGF57.1. The transcript has 2 exons. NCBI's taxonomy places the organism in Eukaryota, Metazoa, Chordata, Actinopteri, Cyprinodontiformes, Rivulidae. Gene Ontology annotation, molecular function: DNA-binding transcription repressor activity, RNA polymerase II-specific; RNA polymerase II cis-regulatory region sequence-specific DNA binding. The record is from RefSeq and is a predicted model, not a curated record. Bases 178 to 1713 code for a protein of 511 amino acids. Gene Ontology annotation, cellular component: nucleoplasm. Gene Ontology annotation, biological process: regulation of transcription by RNA polymerase II.
AAAAUACUGUUUGCAAAGAUUUUUACAAAAUGGGGGGCGUAAGGGGCCGAAGCAGGUCCACGAAUCCAGGCUGACGGGAAUGUAUUGGUCAGCUGCACUGGGCAGCGAUCGGUUCGGCUCAGGCCUGGUUCAUAACGGGACCUCCAGUCAUAGCGUUUAGAGAGCGGAGCCACCGUGAUGAUGAUGAACGAGCUGGAUUAUCUUCAUCAAAACAACAUAGAAAUGCUGUCUUUACAAGACAGACCCGAGAUGAAACGUCUCGGUGUCCAUCAGCCACAGAGUUCUGCGGUUUCGACCCAGGCAGCUGGUGUUCAAACGUCUUUUUCGAUUAAAGAAGAAGGUCCUUGGAGUCCGACAUCUAACCAACACCCCCUUCGCAUCAAGGAGGAAGAGGAAGACCAAUGGAUCUGUCAGGAUGGCGGGUAUCUUCACGCCUGGGGUGAGACUGAACCCUGCAGACUUCCAUUAACUGUUAUCGUGAAGACUGAAGAGGAUGUAGAGGAACCUCACUCCUCUCAGCCUAAAAGCCAGAAAGCCUGUGACCCCAAAGAGUCAGAGCGUCCCACCAGUAGUUCAUUUAAGUGGGUCAAAACAGAAAAUGAUGGAGAGGAUGGUGGACAGCUGGAACUGAUCAGAAAAACACAAGCAAACACGGAUGAGGACGAGRACUCCUCUGCGACUGAUGAUGCUGAUGACGAUGAAGAAGAGUGGCAGGACCCUUUGUCAGAGACUGACAAUGGUUGGCAGAAAAGCCGAGCAGCUGAAUCAGCCGGGUGUAGCUCGGUGAAGAAACCCUUCAGCUGCUCAGAGUGUGGCAAACAGUUUCUGUAUAAACAGUCUCUGAAGAGACACAUGAGACGGAACACAGAAAAAGCGUCUUCCACCUGCCCAGGUAAUCAGAAGUGUUCCAGAGCCAAGAAAGAUGCUGACUCUCAGACUAAAGCCCACACAGGGAGGAAGAAUUUCAGCUGUGACGAUUGCGGGAAAUCAUUUCGAGAUAUGUUCAGUCUCAAGUCUCACAUGAGAGUCCACUCCGAGGAGAAACCGUUUAGCUGUGAAAGCUGUGGUAAGAGCUUCAAGCAUGAGCACAACGUAAAGAUCCACAUGAGAAUUCACACCGGCGAGAUGCCGUUUAGCUGCGAAGUUUGUAGUAAACGGUUUAAGCAUCAGCACAACCUGAAAACCCACAUGAGAAUCCACACAGGAGAGAAACCUUUUGUUUGCGAUAUUUGUGGUAAAAGAGCACGGCACCAGAACAAUCUGAAGACGCACAUGAUCGUCCACGGAGGGGAGCAGCCUUUUGGCUGUGAUCUCUGCGGUAAGAGGUUUAAUCGUAAGACAAGUCUUAGGGCGCACAUGACGGUCCACACGGGYGAAAAACCGUUCGCUUGCGACGUUUGCGGUAAAAGUUAUAAGCGAAAAACGCACCUCAGGACCCACAUGACGGUCCACACGGAGGAAAAGCCGUUCGGCUGCGAGGUCUGUGGCAAAAGGUUUAAUCGUAAAACGCACCUCAGUACUCACAUGGCGGUUCACACUGGAGAAAAACCUCACAGCUGCGAUUUUUGUGGCAAAAGGUUCACCCGCAAAACGCAUCUGGAUUCGCACAUCACCGUUCACACGGGCGAGAAGCCAUUUGGUUGUGGCGUUUGUGGUCAGGAGUUCACCCAGCAGGGAAGUUUAAACCGACACAUGAAAUUCCACUUAGGCUAGAAGCUCUUUUCCAGCUUCAGCUGAAGAGAAGAAYAAACGUGGAGGAAAAAUCCCAAAGCAAAGGCUUUUACCCACAUACUAAAGAYGACACACUUUUUAUUUUUAAUUCCUCCUCAGUUUGAGUUUCGAUGAAGUGAAAAUAGGUUGAAGCACCAAAGAUUUUAUUUUACAUCCAUUUGUUUUUCGGUGCUUGCUCACCCAUAUUAACAUUUCAUGUUCUCACCAUUUAUGAGAUAUUUGGGUUUAAAUGGGCUGUUUUGAAAAGCAACUUAAACCCAAUAAUAAGAGAGGUUUAUGGCUCUUUGAAAAUGAGACAAAUAUUUAACUUUAAAAAAAUAAUUAUGGUAAAUUACAAAAUCGUAUGAUUGUUGUAUGAAGGAGAUUUAAAGUUUACUUAAUGACCACCAGCACACUUUUUUAGAAAAAUCAGACAAAAAAUAAAAAAUUGUUGAAUUUAGGUUGGUUGAGUUUGAACAGCUGAAUGAGUCAGCCAGAGCUGGAAGAUUUUUCAUUUAUAUUUUAUUUCAGUCUUCAGCAUUUCUUAGUUUUUUUUGAUUAAUCACAAGUUCAAACACUAAUUAAGUCUUGUAAAUUGAGAAAAUGUUGUAAAAUGAUUAAUUAAUGACCAGAUGACUGUUUAACGGACCUGAUUUCACACUAAAUCUGUGCACUUUCUUUGUAUUUGUAUUCAUGAGCUCAUAUUUUUCACAUAUCUUUGAAUAUUCAUUAAAAAAAGAUUGUUGGAAACGUGUUCAAUAUGAAUACAAUUGUAACUUAAUUUAAAUAAAAGUUUUUUUCCCCCAACAUUA